Pectinophora gossypiella (pink bollworm) is the source of this 863-nucleotide messenger RNA. RefSeq lists its product as uncharacterized. The coding region runs from base 74 to 808 and encodes 244 amino acids. NCBI's taxonomy places the organism in Eukaryota, Metazoa, Arthropoda, Insecta, Lepidoptera, Gelechiidae. The record is from RefSeq and is a predicted model, not a curated record. The transcript is spliced from 6 exons.
UUUACUCUUUUUUUGAUAGCAAAUCCAAUUUAAAAAACAGUAUUAUAAAAGUAUGGUAUAAAAGCGAAUAAAUAUGGCAAGCGACAUAUUAAAUAUAGUCCACCCACUUGAUCCACGUAGUAACAUUGCAAAAUUAGGAGAUUAUGAUCCAACAAAAUACGCAAUCGCAUAUGUCUCGCCAACAUUCCGCACGGAUGAGUCCCUCACACCCAACCGGACCCCAACCCUCACUCAACGCAGCAUCGGAAUGUACUUGCGCCCGACCUGCAGAAAAUUGGAUGAAUCACCACCCAAACCUACAAUCGGAGAGUUGCCAGAUUCUGUGAUAGAUCGGAUGGUGAAAAAGGACAAGGCGUUCUGGGUGGACCCACCUGGAAAAAAUGCUUAUGUCCUGCAUGACGCUUACUAUAGAUAUGGUAUGACGACUGAGAAGAUACUGCCACCCCACCAAGACGUGUUUCCUCGAUCAUACCAAUACGACCUCGAUUGCGUGAAGUUCCGGCGUUAUCACGCUUGCGACGGCUUGAAGCAGACUGAAGGAGAAAAGAAACCAGUGAGCGUACAUUGUCGCGAUUGCCGUCGUAUGAAGGUCCCUGGACUGACACCGUUCCAACUGGCCUGGGCGCAAGAUGCUGGCCAGAAGAGAUGGAGGAACUAUCCAGACCUGACGGCUAAAAAUACGAAAGAGGAAAUACAAAAAAUGAUGGUUGAAGUUGGUCGUCCAUAUCGGCACGAAGCUUGCAGCUGGUACAAUGAAAACUACCCCUCAGUGAAAUAUGAUUUUAUUAUCCGAAAAUUUUCUAAGUAGCUAGCUUUAAUAAUUACUUUUACUUAGAUACUGAAUAAAUGUUAAUUUGUAGUAA